AGCCCAGAUGGCCGUAUAGAAGUGAAAGGGCAGCAUGGAAAAUCGUCGCUGCAUAUUAAAGAUGUGAAGUUGUCAGAUUCAGGGAGAUAUGACUGUGAAGCUGCAAGUAGAAUUGGUGGGCACCAAAAGAGCAUGUACCUUGAUAUUGAAUAUGCUCCAACAUUUGUGUCAAAUCAAACCAUGUAUUACUCUUGGGAAGGCAAUCCCAUCAAUAUAAGCUGUGAGGUGCUAGCAAAUCCGUCUGCCUCAGUUCAGUGGAGAAGAGGAAAAUUAGUUUUACCAGUAAAAAAUACAACACAUCUGAAGACCUACAGUGCAGGAAGAAAGCUGAUUCUAGAGAUUGCUCCCACAUCUGACAGUGAUUUUGGACGGUAUAAUUGUACAGCCACAAACAGAAUAGGAACAAGAUAUCAGGAGUAUACACUUGGUCAAGCUGAUGUGCCAUCAAAUCCUUAUGGAGUACGAGUUUUAGAGGUGUCACAAACUACUGCCAAAGUUUUGUUCAAUAAGCCUGAUUCACAUGGAGGUGUGCCCAUUCAUCAUUAUCAAGUGGAUAUAAAAGAGGUAGCCUCAGAAACCUGGAAAACAGUUCGCUCCCAGGGAGUUCAAACAAUGGUUGUUCUCAGCAAUUUGGAACCAAAUACAACAUACGAAAUCAAAGUAGCCGCUGUAAAUGGAAAAGGGCAAGGAGAGUACAGCAAAAUCGAGAUCUUUCAGACCUUACCUGUCCGGGAGCCAAGCCCCCCUUCAAUUCAUGGACAACCAGAAAGUGGCAAGAGUUUUAAACUUAGCAUAACUAAACAAGAUGACGGAGGUGCCCCCAUUUUGGAAUACAUUGUCAAAUACAGGAGUAAAGAUAAGGAAGACCAGUGGCUAGAGAAAAAAGUGCAGGGUAGUAGAGACCACAUCAUCUUAGAGCAUCUUCAGUGGACCAUGGGUUACGAAGUACAAAUUACAGCUGCCAACAGACUGGGUUAUUCUGAACCAACAUUGUAUGAAUUCAGUAUGCCGCCAAAGCCCAACAUUAUUACAGGUACAUGCUGUGAAGCUAUUAGACAUGAAAAUGGAGGCCAGUCCCUGCAGCUGAAUGCUGCUGGUUUCUCUUUCAUUGUAGUCAUGUGUUUCUGGUGCAUGUUUUGA
Molecule: messenger RNA, 1140 nt
Organism: Nestor notabilis (Kea)
Lineage: Eukaryota; Metazoa; Chordata; Aves; Psittaciformes; Psittacidae
Gene: NCAM2
Product: neural cell adhesion molecule 2
Exons: 8
Molecular function (GO): protein binding
Source: RefSeq, a predicted model, not a curated record